GUCCGUGAUUCUGCCCCACCUUCGUUUCGUAUGUAGCCGGAUGACUUCAUAAGUCAAGUAGUGGGGCCGCACCGCACCCACCCUGUACCGGUACCGUAUGUAACUAAGGAACGCGUGAAAUACCUCUUGACUCUUGAGCCCAAAUUGUGCCGCACAUCUUCUUCGACGACCACAUUUCAUAUAUACACGACCUCAUACGUGCCCAAUAUUCCGGCAGAACAGCAGUGAUGAACGGGUGCGAAACCAACCCCAACAGCCACAGCAACGGCCACGGUAGCGGCGUCGAAGAGCUCGACCCGCCCGCAGGCAUUGCAAAGCUGCAGCUCCUCGACGACCACGACGACCACGACGACCAGAAGAACACGGCUUCGGAUCCUAAUAUCCACCACGAAUCCGCGCCGCAGCUGCCGCAGCCAGCGACCGCCCCGAUGAGCAGGUUCAUCGACAUCACGAGGGAAUUUAUCGAGGCUUCUGAAAAGCUCGAUGUCGGCCAGCUCGUCAAAGAUCAUGAGUUCACGCUAUUCCAGGCGGUGGGAGCGUUAGAGAUCGGAGACUUGAAGAUGGACAGCGGCCUGCUCGAGCCGGAGUACGAGCUGUUUGAUGCGUGGAAACCAAGACUGCCCGAGGAGCUCGUGGGGAUUAUGGAUAGGCUCUUGUGCAAUGAGAUGGCGUGGCAUUCCGGCUCCGCACUCUCCCAGACGCUGUUUGCGAAUCUCUACAUCGACCAACUGCUCUCGUCGUGUCCGACGACACUGAAGCAGGCCACGUUCGGCGCACGGCCGGGCACGCCGGCAGAUCUGCUGGACGCACUAGGCCAGGACAUUGUGCAGAGCGUGCUCAGGCCGUACUGCAUCGCGCUGAUAAAGUGCUGCGGGUAUGUUUGCUGGCAGGUGCCCAGUGAGCGCAUGUACGAGGAAGAGGAUUUCGUCCAGCAGACCUACGGACUACCGCUCCUGCAGAUCGUGGACGCCCGUGAAGUCUUUGCCCUCCUGGAGUCGGCGUUGGAGUGGCUGGAUGAGAAUAAGGGGGCGCCAUCGUUGUCGGAGGAGCUGGCCACCGCCAUGCGCAAUCGCCUGCUGCUCAGGAAAUCACUGCUUGAGAACUUCUCGCUCGGCGCUGAGAUGUACCAUGAGGGUGUUGAGUCGACGUGGACCGGGUGUCUCGAGUUGGUCGCUAAGGUGGAGAAGGAGCAUGCCCUGGCGAAAGAGGUGCCUGAGGCGUGGAGCAUGUCGGUGCAGAGGAAGCUGGCCAGCUCCGUCCCGCCCAGGUCGCUGGUGGAAUUGCCAUUCGAGGAGGCGGCAACGACGCUAAAGCAGUUGUGUGCUGAAACGAAGGAUAUACUCAAGAUUCUGAACUAUGCUGGGGCGACGAAUACCAUGACAUAUUUCAUGCACUUCGGGGCAAGAAGGCCAGCCCCACUGCCAUACACCCGGUCGCUCAUACAGUCACUGUUCAUGAAGGACGUCAAGAUCAUUGGAAAGAUGCCGGUAAAGUGCAUCCUCUUUGAUGACCUCAGCGAGCUCUGCUACCCGAUGCAGGAGCUCCUAAAUCCAGCCAACUUCGAGGUCGAAGCCCCGCAGAGCCCACAAUUCCAGAUCGCGCGACGCAUGGACUGGUUCGUCGAGCGCGCUGGCAAGGCAUACAUCAACCUGUACCGCGACUUCUGCCAGAACCGCUCGCGUCUCCGCCGCAUCCUCUGCAAGUCCAUCCUGGACUGGGAUAGUCUCCAAGUGGAAGCCGAAGAGAUCGAUUCCGAGAUCCGCACGUUCACCCUGGAGGAGCCGCUCCAGACCCGCGACGGCCCGCAGUACAGCUUCUCCCUCUCCAGCUGGGUCUACCACUACAAGCUGCACCUGAUGGAAACCGUCGUCCUCCUCGGCUUCGAACUCGAGAUCUUCCCCCUCCACGAAUUCGCCGGAAUGUACUGGUACCUGCAAUACUACCUCCGCACGCGCGCCGCGCACGUCGAGCGCAUCUGCAGCUUCGUCACUAAACCCCCCGCCUCCUCCUCCUCCUCCGCCGAAGACCAGGAGGCCUACCAAAAGACCCACUCGCUGCUAAACUACCACCUCCUAACCAUCACGUCGAUGCAAGACCUGUCCACAGGCCUAGUUUACCUCUACUGCGUGCUCGCACGCCACUCCCUGCUCGGCCCGACCCCGCCCGCCGACGCCCUCCGCUACGAAGGCCGUCUAAAGCCGUUCCUGACAAUCGGCUGCCCCGAGGUCGUCGCGUACUCCGCGUUCCGCGACGUAGUCGACAACGUCGAGAUCUCUGACGCCGAGCUGCUAUCCUACGCCGCCGAGCACCUGCAGGAGGCCAAGCGAGGGUACAUGCACAUUGCCAAACUCGACGCCGACACCGCUAGGGCGACAUUGUGUGAACAGGAUUGGAGGAAAAAUAUGCAGAGGUUGCUCAGGAGCUGCUUUGGUGCGGCUGUGGCGGUCGGCGUGCUCGCUAGGGAGAUGGAGGUGGGGGGGCUGGAGGGGGUCAAGGUCAGUCUCGAUAGGGGCGCGGGGUAUCAUGAGGCGUUUCCCGUGCCGGUUGUGGGCGUGAGGAAGUAGGAAGUAGUGUGGGAGGGGACGGUGGUGGUGCGUUGGUGUACGUUACGUUACGAUAUCAAGGGAGUGAGUGCUGUGCUGUGCUGUGCGUGGGUAGAUAGUAGGUUUGCUAGCGGAGUUGGUCUCUACAUACUUCUUUUCUUCUUCUUCUAUGCUUACACGAUUGUUGUCAUGGCGAGUGAUAUUUCAAGAUCGUGUUCGAUCAUUGAUGGGCAUUGGCCUCGGUAUAGUAGAGUAUCACUCAUUCUUCUCCCGUGGAGCUGCCCAUUGUUCUGUUCUGCUCAUAGACCGACCGACUGACCGAUCGUCUUAUCCAUCCA
Tricharina praecox is the source of this 2881-nucleotide messenger RNA. Its product is annotated as Mak10 subunit, NatC N-terminal acetyltransferase-domain-containing protein. Gene Ontology annotation, cellular component: NatC complex. The record is from RefSeq and is a predicted model, not a curated record. The transcript has 7 exons. Lineage: Eukaryota; Fungi; Ascomycota; Pezizomycetes; Pezizales; Pyronemataceae. Bases 228 to 2564 code for a protein of 778 amino acids. Gene Ontology annotation, biological process: N-terminal peptidyl-methionine acetylation.